Bipolaris oryzae ATCC 44560 is the source of this 1026-nucleotide messenger RNA. RefSeq lists its product as uncharacterized. Bases 1 to 1026 code for a protein of 341 amino acids. NCBI's taxonomy places the organism in Eukaryota, Fungi, Ascomycota, Dothideomycetes, Pleosporales, Pleosporaceae. The transcript has a single exon. Gene Ontology annotation, molecular function: protein binding. The record is from RefSeq and is a predicted model, not a curated record.
AUGAAGGCGCUGUUUAGAAUACACCAACUAGUGCACACAGAGUUUGUAUGGUGGCUGGAGAGACAUGGUGAGCGCGAAAAGUGGCCGGGCGCAGCAGCAGCCCGAGCUGAGGCACCGGGACCGUUUGACGAGCAUGGAAGAAAGCAAGUACGGAGUGCAUACCUCCAGCAUGCAAUAUCCGCGACCGGACUCGUCAACUCUGUACCCGGCGGUACGAGGACUUUACUGUUAGAAGCAAUAGGGCAGUAUCAGAAGCGGCUAGGACAAUAUGGGCCGGUAGAAACAACGUAUCCAAUAGCCUCAUCGUUGAGCACGGAGAUUCUAGGGCCUGAGCAUCCCUUUACAUUGAUGAACAGAAGCAGAUUAGGGUUAGUGCUUAAUAGCCAGGGUAAGCACAAGGAAGCUGAGGAGAUAAACCGGCAGACGCUCGCACAGUACAAGAAGGUGCUGGGGCCUGAGCACCCAGACACACUGACGAGCAUGAGCAACUUGGCAUUGGUGCUGAAUAGCCAGGGUAAGUACAAGGAGGCUGAGGCAAUGAACCGGCACACGUUAGCUCUGCGAGAGACGGUGCUAGGGCCUAAGGACCCAGACACACUAAUGAGCAUGAAUAACUUAGCGGGAGCGCUGAGCAGCCAGGGCAAGUACGAUAAGGCGGAGGCGAUGUACCAGCAGACAUUAGCGCUGCGAGAGAAGGUGCUUGGGCCUGAGCAUAUAGAUACACUCACGAGCAUGAGUAAUCUGGCGGGAAUACUGAAAAGCCAGGAAAAGUACGAUAAGGCGGAGGCAAUUCACCGGCAGACGCUGGCUCUGCGAGAGAAAGUGCUCGGGCCUGACCAUCUAGACACACUGACCAGCGUCUAUUGCCUUGCAUAUAUCCUUGCCAAACAGCAUCACGUAGAGGAGCCUUUAUGUCUGUAUCAGCGGGCAUAUGCUGGAUACGACUCGAUCCUUGGAAAAGGCCACCCCGCUGCCUUGGUAUGUCACCAGUACUAUGAUGACCUGCGCUCGUUGCAAAAGCAUUAG